AUGAAGAUCGAUAUUGCUGAUUAACUUUGAAGUUGACUGUAGGUGGAUAGAUCAAAUUCUCAGUCUGCUAGAAUGAACUGAAAAUCUUUGUAAGACUUCUAAUUGCUCUUUGAAGUACUCUAGUGAGGACAGCCAACCACAAUGGCACAGACAGAAGAUAAAAUUCUCAUCCAACAGUUUCCAGAGCUCCCAGAGACAGCGGCUAUGCCUGUUCUAUUACUGAAGAUCAUUAAUGGAUUAUCUGAUAUGCCACUACCAAGCUAUGUUGAGAAGGAGGAGUUGAAUAAUUUGCGAGAAGGUGUUGAUUAUACCAACAGAUACUUUCAGGGAAUAGUUAUUCUUUCCUACCCAUUAACGAAACUUGCAGAUGGGACAAACCUUUUCAAGGUUGUUCUUCAAGAUACAGGUAACUUGUAUUCACAGAUCAACAGCAUCAAUGUUUUAAUAUAUGGAAAAAUGGCAGAGGAUUGUUCAAAAAUUCUACACCAUGGGGACACCUUUGUAGUUGCAGGAUUUAAGUUGGCAAAAUCACCGACAGCAGUGGAGCAUGGUAGACACGAUUGCCAACUGGAGGUGUCUGAAGAAGCUGGAUCAGCUGUUUAUAUUUAUGCAAAUCAAAAAAGAAUGGUUGCUUCAGAAACCUUAUCUAUGCCUGUUGCACCAAAAUAUGUGUAUACUUCUCUAAAUCAGCUUAAAGAUGGAACUAUAGUGAAUUUGUAUGGUGUCGUGAAAUUCUUCAAGCCUCCAUAUGUAAGCAAAGGAACUGAUUAUUGCUCAGUUGUAACACUUGUGGACCCAUCAAAUGCGAAGUUAACGUGCACUCUUUUUAGUGGAAAUGUGGAUUGCCUACCAAAAAUCUACAAAGUUGGAGAUAUUGUUCGAUUUCAUAGAAUAAAGAUCAGGGAGUACAAUGGACAGAUGCAGGGAAUUACCGGAGGAGGAUUUGCAUCCUUGACAUUUGAUGGAACUAUAGGAGCACCAAUAGUUCCUCGAACCUCUAGCAAAGUAUACACUUUCAUGGAAGAAGAACUGAAAACAAUUAAAGAACUACGUGUUUGGGCAGCCAGUAAUCUUUCCAUAUCUGGACCUCCAGCAAAAUUGUCUGGUGUUCAGCCAAUGCUGUUCUUUGAUCUCACUUGUCAGCUGGUAGGGAAAGCAAAAGUGGAUGGAUCUUCUUUUCUUCUAAAGGUAUGGGAUGGCACAAAGUGUCCCUACCCAACAUGGAAAGUGCCUGUGGAAGAAAGAGACUUGGAAGGAGAAAAAGUUCUUCUUCGUCAGCUGCGAAAUCUAACAGCAGACAUUCUAGUCUAUGAUAACCACAUGCAACUGGCAAAAUCACUGAAGAUUGGAAGCUUUCUGAGAAUUUACAGUAUUCAUGCAAAACAAGGAAGUGCUGACAAUGAAGAUGGAUCACAUAUAGAAUUUCAUCUUCAUGGUGGUACCUGUUACGGUCGAGGAAUAGGAGUCUUGCCAGAAAGUAACCCAGAAGUUAAGGAACUAAAAGAAUUCUUAGGCUCUCUGGGUCUGUCAUACAGCCAGGAUAUGGAAAGCAUGUCUUCACUGGAGGCGGAGUGCACUUCUAACAAUGUCACAGAUCUUGAAUCACACUUACAGAGAUGUCAGCAAUUACCUGUUACAGUAUUAACAGAUCAUCAAGAUUUGAAGAACACACACCUGAAAACAAUUCUGAGCAGCACAGCUCCUCAACAGUAUCGCGUUAGAGCAAAGCUGAGAACUUACAAACCCCAGAAGCUCUAUCAGUCCGUUAAACUUCAUUGUUCCAAAUGCAACUCUUUGCAAGAAGUCCCUAUUGGUGAUGAAUUUGACUUCUGUUUACAAGGCUCUGCUGUUGCUGCCCCAAACACAGUAUUCCACAAUACAUCCUGGUAUGAUUCUGUAGUGUGGACUACACAAGACCAGAAGCGAAGGAAAAUAGUUAUUCAUUUUGUAAGGCAUGAUGAACUGCUUCAACAGCCUAAAGAUACUUUAGUUAUGAUAGAAGGCGGAACAUUAAAAGAAAUGUGGAAGCUUGCAAAAAGAUUUAAAUGUGUUAUUCCUGUGAGGUCUGCAGAACAUGGUCUGCAAUUAUUAGAUCUUUCAGUUCCUUUUCUUUUACAAGGGAAUGUAAAAUAUUAUGGGUGCAAGCAAUGUUCAACUCCAAAGCCUAUCAAGAGUCUAAGUUCCCUUGCAGCAGUACAACAACCAUCAUGGGAACCAAGUGAAAUAGCAAAAGUUUUAGGUAUUGAGCUGCUCCAGUAUGUUUUUAUUAUGAGGUUUACACUGGUUGAUGCAACAGGACCACUAAAUGUGUACCUUUUUGAUUAUGAAAAGUUUUUCCAAAUUCCUGCUUCUGAAAUCUUAACUAGCAAUUCUCUUCAGCAAAAGAUGCAGAUGACCAUGAAUACUCUCUGUCCUCCAGGAAGAAAAUUAGAUGACUUACCGUGGCUGGAAUGCUUCAUCAGGUCAUAUAUUGUCAAAGAUGAGAUGAAUCAUCAAGUUUAUUACCAAAUUUUUGACACUACAGUUGCUGAAGAUGUUGUAUAGUGAGUGAUGUGUUGCUAGUAGGAAGUAAUCCAGUAAUUACAAUUAUUUUUUUGAGGAGGGAGAGUGAGAUCAGAAACUGGUGAAAUAAACAUCUUUAUUCUUUUCUUAAGAAUUCAAUCAGUACAUACGAAGUUCUAGUUUGUAUAUUAAUGUGAUCGGGAGUUAUUCUUUGAUGUGUUUACUGCUUUACUGGCAUAGAGCCUUAUGAUCUGCUUGCAAGUAGAAGUGGUAGGGUUUUUCACUGGAGCUUGCUUGGCUCAGACUGAUGGAAGCAAUCUAGUAUCCAUCUGCCCUUCAAAAAGGCAGGAAUGAGAUUAUUCUAAACUGGUGAGUUUUACUCAAAAAAUACAGUAAGAGUGAUGCUGCUUUGUUAAUUUCUGUAUUUCUUCAGUGAGCUGGAUUACUUAGUGUAAGCAUAUGUUACUGUUCUCAAACACUUGGAUGGAGAGUUCUGCUUUUAGAGAAUGCCUUGAUUUUGCAGUGAUAGAUGCAAUUAGACAGAACUCCUCCUUUUAAUCAUACUAAGGUAACUGUCUGUGUUCUGGUAAUCAUAGAUUCUGAUGGAGUUAAGAAUGUAUCCUUGUAAUGAUGAUCACUGUAAUUAAAGUUAAGCCAUGAAAGAAAGAGUGUGUGAAACUGUAAAAUUAAUAUUGCCAUUUGCUAGAUUCUAAUGUUUUUUAAGGUGGCCUUGUUUGGCACCAGCAUUGUUAGUAUGUUUAUUAGCUGGAUCUGUGUAUUCAAAGGCUCUCACAUGUCUGGCUAAAUUUACUGUCAGAUUGCACUGCCCAGAUCUGUUGUUUCUAUCUUACAUAAUCAGAUUUUAUGACUAAAUUUAGAGAUACAGAACUGAUUAGUGAUACUGCUGGACUAGAAAAAAUGUUGAUUUCAUUUUGCAUUCAGAAGUCUGGAGCACCACUUCAGGACAUGUUUCUCCGAGGAUAGUUAAUGUAGAAAUCCAUGACAAGACAGAUGCUUUCUAUCAGAAAAAGUUACUUACUAUUUACAACAGAUUUUUUUUUAAGGAAUUUCAGAAGCAAGAUGGAAUACUUGUAAAUGGAUAGUAGAUGACAUUUUGGAUUUUAAUUUUUCAGGGCUGUUAGGUUGAUUAUGCAAUUUGUAAUUUAAAAUUUCCUCUAAAUAUCUUCUGAUAAUUUCCAGGUAAUUGUCAUAAACCAGGAGAUUGUUCUUACUGAUGGAUGUAUAGGAAGAACCAAGUGUUUAGUGGAUAUUUCCUUUUAAAAGUAUGAAAAAAUAGAACAAGCAGACCCUUCCUGUGUUUAAAUUAUUUCAGAAGUUAGGGCUUAAGUUGAGGGCAAUCUUUUUGGCUUCCCUUGUAUAGAGUGGAGGAAAACAGUGGAAAGGAAUGUUUUUAUUUUCAGAUUUUUGUUAGGAACUCUUGAUAGAUUCUCAUAUUGUUUGUUUUUUCUAAAUAAGCCUUUUGUAACGUAAUAAAUAAGAAUCUGGUUUGAACAUUGGUGUAAACGAUCCCUUGUGUGGGAGCCCUGCCAGAAAACUCUGCAUGUGCAUCAAUUGAUUUUAUGUUUGGUUUGGUUUUUUUUUUUUCACUGUCACGUUAUUGUAAUAAAAUGUUUAGUAAAGAUUUUUUCAAA
Pogoniulus pusillus (Red-fronted tinkerbird) is the source of this 4154-nucleotide messenger RNA. It is a transcript of the gene POT1, whose product is annotated as protection of telomeres 1. Gene Ontology annotation, cellular component: chromosome, telomeric region; nuclear telomere cap complex. Bases 142 to 2544 code for a protein of 800 amino acids. NCBI's taxonomy places the organism in Eukaryota, Metazoa, Chordata, Aves, Piciformes, Lybiidae. The record is from RefSeq and is a predicted model, not a curated record. Gene Ontology annotation, biological process: telomere capping; regulation of telomere maintenance via telomerase. The transcript is spliced from 20 exons. Gene Ontology annotation, molecular function: G-rich strand telomeric DNA binding; telomerase inhibitor activity.